CAAUCAACUUGGGUCAUCCGAACGGAUUCUAAAGAGAUUCCGACAAGAAGACUUUCAAAACCAUGUGGUAUCGUCUCUCUACAACAAGCAUCUGUUGGUUCCCCUUCACAUCCCCCUCCCCUGCUGAAGAUCAGUGCGAUAUAUCUCUGGGGAAAGUCUAUUUUGGUACAUAGGAUUGAGGAAACGCCUCUGUGUUGCCUCCAUGGUCUACACACGAAGCGACUCCACUCACUGACAGACUCACGCCGAUAGCUUCAACCGCUGAACCAGACUUUCUUGGAAUGAAUCCGACAGCGGCCGCAUCUAUCUGUGCUGGAACCUGGCAAGUAAUCUGCUGAUCAAAACUGAUAGCUGGAAUAGUUUCAUGUUCGUUCAGUGCUGUACACAGCUUCGACCAUAGGCUUGUGUUGCUGAGUUCCCGGAGAUGGAUGUGAAGACGGUGCUUCUCUUCAUUGGAUGGAUGCUAGCCUCUGCAGCUUGCAAUCCCAAACAACGCCUGGUUGCUGAUUUGUUUCGAACUUACGACAAACGUGUUGAACCCUUUGGUCCUAACACCACCCUGGAUGUGAGGAUGGACCUCAUGCUUGCAGAGAUAUCUGGUAUCGACGAGAAAAAGCAAGUGCUAACUACAAACUGCUGGAUAUCUUUGAGAUGGAAGGAUGCAUCGUUAGCAUGGCAACCAGAAAAACAUAAGAACGUAACAGAGAUCCGUGUCCCAGCUGACGCCAUAUGGACGCCUGACAUGAGACUUAAAAACUCAGCCGAAGGUAAUCAAAUAUCGCCAAGCGGAAUAAACAACGCCAUUCUGAGGUCAAGUGGAAACGUAUUGGUGUCCUACCAGGUCAUCUUGAAGACGUCGUGUCAAAUCGACGUUGCAUCCUUUCCCAUGGACCGACAAGAAUGCCGGAUGAUGUUCGAGUCGUUGACAUACAAUGGCGAUCAACUGAAUAUCUCAAAUGGUGAACGAGGGGAAGCAUCCUUAUCUGAAUACAUUUCCAAUGCAGAAUGGGAUCUGAUCUCAUAUACAAAGUCCCGGCAGGUCCUGUAUUACACAUGUUGCCCGGAGCCAUACCUUUCAUUAACGUACACAAUGACCCUGAGACGACGGCCCCUGUUCUUCCUGAUGUACCUCAUGGUGCCCUGCCUCAUCAUCACGUUGGUGGCUCUGCUGGGACUCCUGGUGCCGAACGAAUCUGGAGAGAAAAUAUCUAUUGGAAUCACUUCUCUUCUGUCAAUGAUAGCGUUGUUGCUUGUUCUUUCAACAUUGCUACCACCGACGUCGCUUGCGAUUCCUCUAAUUGGUCGGUACUUCGCGAUCAACAUCGUCAUCGUGUCUCUGAGUAUUGGUCUGGCCGUGUUCACUCUGAAUAUCCAUCACCGAGGGGCGAGAGGACACAGACUCCCGAGGCUUGUGAAAACUGUGUGCUUUAAUAUUCUUGCGAGGAUCCUCUUCAUCAAAAUAGACCCGCCAGAGUCCACCGACGAGAACAUGGUCCUAAUUCGUGCUGAUGACGAGGCCAUGGAUGCAGACAAACCAGGACCCACCAUGACGGAGGGUCAGCCCGGUGGAGGGAAUAACGUGGUGGGUGUUCUCAACCGACUGCUCCACACGGUAGAGAAGGCCACGGAUCUACACAAGAGGAGGAUCACAUCACAAGACAGUCUUGCCGAGGCUACAUAUGAAUGGAAACAGCUGACCAUCGUUCUCGAACGCGCUCUGACGAUCAUAUUUCUCAUUGUCACACUUUGUACGACUUGUGUAAUGUUCUCAUAGACUCAGUGGUAGCCCAGUGGUUAAAGUGUUUGCUAGACAGACAGUAGGCCUAGCUUCUAUUUGUAUAAGGGUAUAAUCAGAUUUUUUUUUCUCUGUAGAACCAACGGGUAGCCUUGUGGUUUAAGUGUUCGCUCAUAAGGCCGCACGCCUUGCUUCUAUUCCACAUAUGGAUAUUGUAUCUACUAUGAUCUUGUACUCUCCAGAGCCUGGAGAUUAAAGCGUUCGUUCAUCAGGUCACAUUCCAAGUUCCCACAUGUAUCACAUGUUUGACAGUCUCGGUGGCGUGAGAACUGUUACGUGUUUAUUCCAACGUUGAGACUAACACAGUACUUAAAAAGGAAUAAGCCUGUCUGUACUCUGUGUGACACCAAGGUUGAGACUAACACAGUACAUAACCGGGAAUCAGCCUGUACUCGGUGUGACACCAACGUUGAGACUAACACAGUACAUAACCGGGAAUCAGCCUGUACUCUGUGUGACACCAACGAACCACUAAAUGAUGGGAUGUAAUUAGCAAUUAUAUUCUAAAAUAAACUCAGCUUACAAAUCACCACAAAGGGAUUACAGUGGCAGUACAGAAUGACUGGCAAAUUCAAAAGCAGUGAUUACAGCAAUACAGACAGAGUGUAAUAUUCACCUCAUAGCAGCAAUGAUGGAGUUUCCAAACUUAGGCCCAUGCUGAGUAUUUAGGGUAAGAAUUUCUCCGCACAAGUGCUAGUCUUAGCUGCCCAUAUGUCCCAAAGAAAAGAACACCAGAAGAUUCUCCUUCUACCUGGUCAGAAUAUAGUGAAAGGCUUAUAUAGUUGGAGUACCGUGUAGUACCUUCCUCAAGUUUGUCUAUAUAUAGCACAAGUCUAAAUAAAGCACGCCACUGCCUCUCACUGACUAUCCACACUUAGAACUCAACCUACUUUUUAAACCAAUCAAAGGUUCCCAUUUCCCUGUGUCAAUAGGCUCUGAAUGAUUAAGAACUCGGCAUUCAGCGGCCAUUUAGCAAGCUGCCGAUUGGUCAAAAGAUACACAUAAACAAUGUUUUCAUGUUUUAUUGACGUGAGGUCCACGUGACUGCCACAGUCUUGCCGAAGGUGUCUUUGUAACGCCGAUACGAUCUGUGUCAAUGUGUUAGGGGGAUACGGCGAUUUGUCCUUUCUCCGUAUUUCAAGAAUGAAACGUUGCAUGCAGAAAUCAAGGUCGCGGUUAUUCAACGCAGAAAUAUCCCCUGGAAUUACACCAAAUUCUAAGAGAGUUGAAGCAUGCUGACUUCGGUACUACACCCAGUCUUUCUAAACAUUUAGUGCCCACUGGUUGUUUUGUCGCAUUUUCUUCGCAUCCUUUUGUUCUUGUUAGAUAUUAUAGGAUGAUACAGGUGGGGCAAAACGACCGUCACUUUCCUCAUGUUAUACAAAAUCUUGAGAUGGAAUAGACAGCAACUGGGCUAGACUUGCAGUUUGUGUACAUUCAAAGUCAGUAUUGUUGAAAAGUUCGUCAAACAGCAAAUCAGAAUUCGCGAAAUCGGACUGCUCGUCCAUGGCUCUCCACUUCAGAGCGCACAUUUGAAUUUGUGAGGUAAAGAAAUUACGUAGCAUAUGACCUUCCUAGUGACCGCACUUCAUAACUGUCGAUCAAAAGUAGGUGGAGUUCUAAGUCAGUUAGAAUCUAUGUAGAGAAAUCUUAGUGGCUUCGCCCCUUCUUAAUCACUAAGAUUUCUCUACAUAGAUUCUAACUACUACGUAGAAUUGUUACACAUGGAACAUUGUUGCACAAUGAAUAACACAACCACAUAACAAAAGGAGAGACCCGGAUGCAGCCGUCUUGUGAAUAGGUGGUAACUCUUGGUCUAGCACUUCUUGAACAAUCUUGGGUUAGAAUUGAGGCGGUAGCCGCGGCACCGAUUCCAUGACUCAGGUUGAAAUGACCUUCAACUGCAAACUGGGACUUUCCAGUUUCAAGACGUCCUGUGGCAAUGCUGCCAGUAGCCAAAUUCAGUCUCGACAUUUUCCACUUCCAGUUGUCCUCAAGAAACGUAACUAUGACGACAUGCUGAAGGACAUUUGACAUGGUUGACACAGCUUGCAGGAGCCUUCUGCUUUUAAUUGCUUUAGAAAGCUACGACAUUUUGAAAAAGAUGUAGUUGUGCAGUUCGUCGGGAAACGAACAACUGGUUAACAUCGUUCAAACAGGAUUUCUGUUUAUUUAUUUAUUAUCUCAUUUGUAUUGGAUUUUUAAUGAAGAUAGGUCAGACAAUAUCAGUAUAGCCCUGUAUAUUGUGUUGUGUGGCAGUAAAUUCUUGAAAACAUAUUGGUAGUGAAUAAAACGUCAGAUAAUAUCGGUAUAUCUCUGUAUGUUGUGUUAUGUGAUAGUUAAUUGUUUUAACAUAUUGGUAGUGAUUAAUACGUCAGACAAUAUCGGUAUAAAUCUGCAUGUUGUGUUAUGUGAUAGUUAAUUGUUUUAACAUAUUGGUAGUGAAUAAUACGUCAGACAAUAUCGGUAUAUCUCUGCAUGUUGUGUUAUGUGAUAGUUAAUUGUUUUAACAUAUUGGUAGUGAAUACUACGUCAGACAAUAUCGGUAUAUCUCUGCAUGUUGUGUUAUGUGAUAGUUAAUUGUUUUAACAUAUUGGUAGUGAAUACUACGUCAGACAAUAUCGGUAUAUCUCUGCAUGUUGUGUUAUGUGAUAGUUAAUUGUUUUAACAUAUUGGUAGUGAAUACUACGUCAGACAAUAUCGGUAUAUCUCUGCAUGUUGUGUUAUGUGAUAGUUAAUUGUUUUAACAUAUUGGUAGUGAAUAAUACGUCAGGCAAUAUCAGUAUAACCCUAAAUGUUGUGUUAAAAGACAUUUAAUUGUUGUAAACAUUGGUACUGAUUGUCAAUGACGGUAAAUGAUUGACUUGUUGUUGGCUAGUAAAAUGUCUACUGUUGCCCACA
Messenger RNA from Haliotis rubra (blacklip abalone), 4696 nucleotides. Its product is annotated as neuronal acetylcholine receptor subunit alpha-10-like. The transcript has 8 exons. NCBI's taxonomy places the organism in Eukaryota, Metazoa, Mollusca, Gastropoda, Lepetellida, Haliotidae. Gene Ontology annotation, cellular component: neuron projection; membrane; synapse. Gene Ontology annotation, biological process: regulation of membrane potential; chemical synaptic transmission; signal transduction. Bases 425 to 1774 code for a protein of 449 amino acids. The record is from RefSeq and is a predicted model, not a curated record. Gene Ontology annotation, molecular function: transmembrane signaling receptor activity; neurotransmitter receptor activity; extracellular ligand-gated monoatomic ion channel activity.